AUGAGGUUGCAAUAUCCAGCUAGAAGCUGGAAGCUCCUCCAGACUCCCUCAAAACGUGGCUACUCUGGAGCUCACAGCCCGCCGCCAUGGCGGCCGGUCUCUGCGAUAGAUGAAUGGGCAGAGCGAGCGAUUCGCCCUAUUAGUCUUCGCCAGUUGACCUUCUUCGGUCGGACCCUGACUGAACCUCGACUCAUCAGUUCCGCGAACUAUGUGCGGACCGAGCUACCCACUCGACUUGCGCAUCGUCUGCGAGACAUCCAGCAGGUGCCCUAUGUGGUAGUCGCCAACCCCCACCUCACUCUCGUAUACGAGCUCUACUACAAGGCGUUCGAAAAGGUCCGAAAGGUUCCUGAAAUCCGAACCCUUGAGGAUAACGAUCGGUUCUGUGAGAUUCUAAAGGAAAUGCUGAAAGAGCAUCUGGUUGCAAUCCCCAACUUGGCGAUGGGGGUGCUGGAGUGUCGGAAUCUUGCACCGGCAGAUGAGAUGGACCGGCUGAUGAACACCCUUCUGCGAGCGAGGAUCUCUCGCCGAGUCAUCGCAGAGCAGCAUCUCGCACUGACAGAGACCUUCAACUCCCCAUGGCACUUCCCUGACUCCCACGACCGGACCGACAUGAAUGCGGACUUUGUCGGGGAAGUAUUCCUCAAGUGCAAGGCGAAGGAGGUAGUCGAGCGAUGUGGCAAGGUCGCACAAGAUCUCAUGCGGAAAACAUCCGGCUCGACCCAGAUACCCGCCAUCACCGUCCUGGGCCAUGUGGAUGCGACAUUCCCUUAUAUCUUGAGCCAUUUGGAAUAUAUCAUCGGAGAGCUCCUCCGCAACUCAGUGCAAGCAGUCAUGGAGAAAUACCAGGACUCGACCGAAGCCCCACCACCUAUCGAGGUGCUUGUGUGCGAGACCCCACAACAUGUCAUCAUGCGCAUCUCUGAUCAAGGAGGCGGUAUUCCCCGAGAGAUUCUCCCAUAUCUGUGGUCCUUCAGCAAAGGCCCCCGCACGCAGUCCCGGCUGGAGAAUCUCGGACGGGUCCCUGCCAUGGCGGCGACGAUGCAAGAGUUGCAAGUGUCACACGAGCGCAAACACACUGACCGGGAUUCAUACCACGAAGGAUCCCUGGACACAUUGACGUCACGACCGCCCAACCUCCGCCUAGGAAUGGGUCUCCCAAUGAGUCGUGUGUAUGCUGAAUAUUGGGCAGGUAGCUUAGAACUGCACAGUCUGGAAGGAUAUGGAGUGGAUGCAUUCCUGCAGAUCUCAAAGCUUGGCAACAAGAAUGAGCAGGUUACCACUCGGGCAGCGAUUGAUGCCGUGUAG
Molecule: messenger RNA, 1308 nt
Organism: Penicillium bovifimosum
Lineage: Eukaryota; Fungi; Ascomycota; Eurotiomycetes; Eurotiales; Aspergillaceae
Product: protein kinase PKP2
Exons: 4
Coding region: 1-1308 (435 amino acids)
Biological process (GO): protein phosphorylation; regulation of glucose metabolic process
Cellular component (GO): mitochondrion
Molecular function (GO): pyruvate dehydrogenase (acetyl-transferring) kinase activity
Source: RefSeq, a predicted model, not a curated record